Molecule: messenger RNA, 4463 nt
Organism: Gadus chalcogrammus (walleye pollock)
Lineage: Eukaryota; Metazoa; Chordata; Actinopteri; Gadiformes; Gadidae
Product: protein O-mannosyl-transferase TMTC2-like
Exons: 8
Coding region: 347-2722 (791 amino acids)
Biological process (GO): protein O-linked glycosylation via mannose
Cellular component (GO): endoplasmic reticulum membrane
Molecular function (GO): mannosyltransferase activity; protein binding
Source: RefSeq, a predicted model, not a curated record
CUCGCGAGCGAUCCGCGACGCUCGCGACACAAGAUGCAAACACAGAGGAGCGCGAGGCAGCGGCAUGCACAUAGCGGCUGAGCACUAGAGACGGCACCGUCCCGACUCAGCUCUAUCGAUGAACGCUUCUCAUACGCCUUCAGCAAAAUGGGUUAAAGGGAAAAGGGAUGGGCGUGUGUGUAAACUUUGGGACACUUUGCUCGCGUUGGGAAAUGCCCGCCGUUUGUUUAGAGGCGGCGGCCGAACCAGCAGCAGCUCAUAGAGACCUGGAUCCACUCUGACGUUUCCCCGCACUUCUUCCUCAUCUACUUCUUCUUCCUUUUGGUUGGUUGGUUUGUUUAACGACAUGAUCCCGGAGCUGGCGUGCACCGCCGUCGCCGUGUGUCUCUACCUCAACACGCUGGACGCGGAUUUCUGCUACGAUGACAGCCGGGCGAUCAAGACCAACCAGGACCUGCUGCCGGAGACCCCGUGGACCAACGUCCUCCACGACGACUUCUGGGGCACGCUGCUCACGCACAGCGGCAGCCACAAGUCGUACCGGCCGCUCUGCACGCUGUCCUUCCGGCUGAACCACGCGCUGGGCGGGCUGCGCCCCUGGGGCUACCACCUGGUCAACGUGGGGCUCCACGGGGCCGUGACCGGCCUCUUCACCGCGCUGUGCGGGCCCCUGCUGCGCGGCCCGGGCGGCGCCGGCCCCCCCUGGAGCCUGCUGGCCGGGCUGCUGUUCGCCUCGCACCCGGCCCACACGGAGGCCGUGGCCGGGGUGGUGGGGCGCGCCGACGUGGGCGCCGCGCUCUUCUUCCUGCUCUCCGUCUUCUGCUACGCCCGGCACUGCGGGCUCCGCCGAGACCUCCGCCCGACCGGGGCCUUCCAGACCCCCACCCGGCACUGUGAUGGUGACGUGGGUGGUGGGGAGAGUGGUGGAGGAGGUGGGGGUGGAGGCGUGCUCCGGUGCUGGGCCUGGAUGCUGGGCAGCCUGUUGUGCGCGGCGGCCAGCAUGCUGUGGAAGGAGCAGGGGGUGACGGUGCUGGCGGUGUCGGCCGCCUACGACCUCCUCCUGGUCCAGAGGCUCCGCCUGCGGCAGGUGCUGCUGCUGCUGCUGGGAAAGAAGAAGGACGUUCCCGCCCUGCAGAGUGUGGCCGUGCUGUCCUGCUGGGGGGUCUUCCUGCUGUCGGCGCGCCUCUACUGGAUGGGCAACAAGCCCCCCAACUUCUCCAACUCGGACAACCCGGCAGCCGACUCGCCACACCUCCUCACGCGCACGCUCACCUUCCUGCACCUGCCCGCCGCCAACGCCUGGCUCCUCCUCUUCCCCGACAAGCUCAGCUUCGAUUGGUCCAUGGACGCCGUGCCCCUGGUCAGCGCCCUCGCUGAUUGGAGGAAUCUGCAGUCGCUCGCCUUCUACUUUGUUUACGUCCUCCUGGCCGUGUCCGGCCUCCGGGACCCCGCCGGCUCGGCCAACGGGACCAACGGGAAGGCCUCCCUGGCCAAUGGGAAAGCCUCCUCCACGACCAAUGGGAAAGCCUCCUCCACGACCAAUGGGAAAGCCUCCUCCAUGACCAAUGGGAAAGCCUCCUCCAUGACCAAUGGGAAAGCCAUCGCCAACGGAAAGCCCCUCCCCAACGGGAAGCACAUCGCCAACGGCAACGGCUACCACCCCGUCCUCGACGCGAACCACAACGCCCCCCCCGAGAAUGGGGCCCAGAAGUGGCUCGCCGACGGGGCCGCCCGGCCCCCCGCCCCGCCCCGGCGAAGCCCCCUGCCCCCCGCGGAGAGCGUGGUGGCGUUCUCCCUGAGCCUGCUGACGCUGCCCUUCCUCCCCGCCACCAACCUCUUCUUCUACGUGGGCUUUGUGAUCGCCGAGCGCGUGCUGUACAUCCCCAGCAUGGGCUUCAGCCUGCUGGUGGCGCUGGGGGCCCGGGGCCUGUACGCCCGGCGACCGUCCGGGGGGGGGCGCGCCCUGCUGCUCGGCCUCUGCGGGGGUCUGGUGCUGCUGAACGGGGUCCGGACGGUCCAGAGGAACAGCGACUGGAGCAACGAGGAGAACCUCUACAGGUCGGGGAUCAGCGUCAACCCCGCUAAAGCCUGGGGGAACCUGGGGAACGUCCUGAAGAACCAGGCCAAGAUGGCGGAGGCGGAGCGCGCCUACAGGAACGCCCUGUUCUACCGCGGGAACAUGGCCGACAUGCUGUACAACCUGGGCCUGCUGCUGCAGGAGACGGAGCGGUUCCCCGAGGCCCUGCACUACUACAGGCUGGCCAUCGCCAGCCGGCCCACCCUGGCCUCGGCCUACCUGAACACGGGCAUCGUCCUGAUGAACCAGGGCAGCCUGGAGGAGGCCAGGCGGACCUUCUCCACCUGCGCCGAGAUCCCCGACGAGAACCUCAAGGACCCGCACGCCCACAAGAGCUCGGUGACCAGCUGCCUGUACAACCUUGGGAAGCUGCUGCACGAGCAGGGCCAGCAGGAGGCCAGUCUGAACGAGGCAGCGGAGAGACAGUACGAGCGGGCAGCAAGCCUCAGACCAGAUUACCCGGCGGCCCUGAUGAACCUGGGGGCCAUCCUGCACCUGAACGGGAAGCUGCCGGAGGCGGAGGCCAAGUACCUGCGGGCGCUGCAGCUCAAGCCCGACGACGCCAUCACGCGCUCCAACCUGCGCAAGCUGUGGAACAUCAUGGAGCGGCAGGGGCUCCGGACGAAGGCCGGCAGCACGGGAUGAGCCCGCCGCCUCAGCCCGGCCGCGGCCGUCCGUCGGCGGCGGUGUGUUCCUGUGGUCGAGCGUUGGGAAGCCCAGCCUGGCGCGGACGAAGCGGAUCCAAUCAGAUCACAGCUGUUUGACCUACUAAAAACACAACCGAAUCUAAUCGCCAGCGGCUUUGUUCAUUUCUAAACCUGAAUGCUUGAUUUUUGAGUUGAUAGCGCUGACAUCGCGUGCGUUGGCGGGCGACGUUGCGAAGGCCCCACUUAUCAUCAGACCCACUGAGGGACACAUCCUGUGUUGACCACUAGAGAACGCACUCUGCCCCCAGUGGGAGACAUCUUCAAACCAACACGUCUCCAAGGUGUUGCCCUCUUCUGGGAGGUGGCAGGGAUUCCCAGGGAAUGUUUUUUCCUGAAUGGGACCCUCGUUCCAGACGGAGGAUAGGAGGUAGAAGUAUUUAAAACAGCUCACUUCUUUGGAAGAAACUCCAGAUGACGAGUCGCUACAGUGGGUGUGUUUUUCCCUGGAAAGGUUCUAAGGUGGGAAGGUUUUCGGCACCGUGGGCCAACUGUACUGCUAUGUUCUGGUGAAGGUGGUCCGCAGAGACCCCCCGUGGGUCGCUUGUUGAUCCUAGAGGGUCCCGAGAGGUCUGCCUCGUGUGACAAUGUCUCAUUGAGACGUACAGUCAGUCCAUUGAGAGCAGGAAUCCAGCCUCCGCUUGUUGGGAGGAAUGUGACAGCAAUGUCAAAAUGUCCCGUUUGUUUGAGGGAAAAAGUCGGAUUGUACCACAACUCAACAACAGCCCCUCAGUUUUGCGCUCUUUGGGUUCCGACUGUUUGAAGAACAUGAAAGCAAAACGAAAGCAUACGAGCGUCGCUGAGAUACUGCUCCCUCACAAAACAUAAACAGGACUGCAUGUCCAUAUGGUAACCAACAGGAGUUUCCCACGCCACCGCCCGGAACGCUGAGUGUUGAAGUCCUCCGAUCUGCACAGCGGGGGCUUGGAAGUGGCUCACAUCCCCCCCCGGAUUGGAUGUCAAACACCAUAACCGCUAAGCCGACAGCAGCCGUGACCUCAUCAUCAUGUUCUUAGAGGGGAACAGUCACGCUCCAUUACGUUCCAAUAUGAGAGAGAACUGUUUCAUACGCGCGUUGGGAAGAGAUUGCGGUCCGUAACAUCGACUGUUUCCGCUAAAAGGUGUUGGAGGAGUUGGACCGUUGAAGUCAAUUUUACAAAUCGGACCAUCUACGGACACGGUCCGACUUUUCAGCAAAUUUCUCGGAGUUGAUUUUGCAGGCCGUGAUUGGCGUACGUUCUUAGGUUGAAGAACAAAGCCUAGCCUGAGGGAACGGUAGUCAGGGUCACGGUAGGGAGGGUUACGGUAGGGAGGGUUACGGUAUGAACUCUAUGUACCAAUGUCUUGGGCCUAGACACGCUGUGCAAAUUCAAAUCAGCAACCCAAGGAUGUGUGGUCCUUACAAGACAUCACGCCACUAUGACGUAAGCACUCAGUGAUCAUUUGGUCAUUAUUUGAACUUCUUGGGACUGUAAAUUGAAGAAAAAAAACUAUUAGACCGUGCCAAAAUGUGUACUGAACAGAAAGCCUCUGGUGCCAAACGAGAAGUUAUUUUGACCUUUUAUGUAUUAAGAUGUCAAAUGAAGAUGAAUUAUUUUAUUCCAUGUGUCUGACUCAUUGUUUUAAUUUAUUGAUGUGUUUUUUUUAUUGAAAAUGACAACACUGUCUCUCUCUCUCUCUCU